This is a messenger RNA of Corylus avellana, 1961 nucleotides long. RefSeq names its product F-box/RNI-like superfamily protein. Gene Ontology annotation, molecular function: protein binding. The record is from RefSeq and is a predicted model, not a curated record. Lineage: Eukaryota; Viridiplantae; Streptophyta; Magnoliopsida; Fagales; Betulaceae.
UAAACCCCCAAACCCUCCCAAAGCGCGCUUCUUCCACUCGCUCGCUCUCUCUCUCUCUCUUCUUUUUGAAUGCUAGGGAUCUAUAUAUAAAAAAGCCUUGGCGAAAGCGGAGAGGAGCCUUUUGGGUUUUCGAAUAACCAGAGCUCAGAUCCAUAAAUCUAUUCUCUCUCUCUCUCUCUCGUAUUAUUGAAGGUUAUUCCUGAAAGCCCGCAUUCAAAUUUGUAACUUAUUAAUUUGUUCUCUUCAACAAUUUUGGUAAUUGACUGUUACCUGCUCGAUUUUUGGUCUCAAAGAAUGGACUCUCUCCCUGAUGCACUUGUUCAACACAUCUUAUCGUACAUCAACAAUUCCAAGGAUGUGGCAGUUUGCAACUGUGUCUCUAAGCGGUGGAAAGACUCAUUGCCUUAUAUUCGUAGCCUUUACUUUGCACGGAACUCUUUUGACAAUCUUUCUGGCCAGGAAAAUCCUGACAACAUUGUGUGGAAGAUGAUAUCAUCAAUUGUUAGACUAGAGGAGCUUGUCGUGUAUAGCCCAUUUUCUGGUGUUGGCCUUGCUUCAUGGCUUUCACUUUUAGGCCCAUCCCUCCGGCAUCUGGAGCUCCGAAUGGAUAAUCUUGUUGAACAUCAGGUCUGUAAUGACUCAAAAUUAGAUUGCAUUAGCGCUGCAAAGAAUUUGGAAUCACUAAAACUUUGGGGUGUGUUAAUGACCCAUUCCCCCAAGUGGGAUGUCUUCCAAAAUCUCUGGAACCUUGAAAUUGUUGGGGCAAGAUUGGACGAUCCUUCAUUAUCGGCUGCACUUCGAGGGUGUCCUAAUCUGACCAACUUGUUGCUGCUUGGUUGUGAAGGGGUUAGAUUGGUUUCGAUUGAAUUGCCACAUUUGAAGCAGUGUAAGCUGGAUUUUUAUGGCUUGGGUAACUGCCAACUUUCUAUCACAUCCCCCAAAAUUGAAUUCCUUGAGGUGCAAGGUUGUAGUUGGAUUAGGGUUCAUGAGACAAAUUGUUUGAAGAAUCUUUCAAUUGCCAAUAAUUCAGGGAAAGUCUACAGGGUGGAUUUUGGGAAACUUGAGGCUCUCGAGUUCUUGUCCAUUAGAGGAGUCCAGUGGCGUUGGGAUGCAGUAAGCAAUAUGCUUAAAUGGGCAAGUGAGGUGAAGCAUCUCUACAUGAAGGUUGAAUUCACUGGGGAUUCUGACGCCCUUCAACCCUUUCCGGAGAUCGACUUAGUUGAGUUUUUUAACAGUCACCCCAAAUUGCAAAAGUUCGAUAUCCAUGGUGCCAUGUUUGCUGCUCUUUGCCAGAAGAACAGCCUAAAACAUGUGGAUUCAGGAUUUGUAAUUCUAUCUCUGGAGGAGCUGGUGAUUACGGUGAGAUCACCCCUAAAUGCUGAACAGAAAAUGAGCACUCUUGAGUCCUUGUUGAAGUAUGGGAAGAAUUUGAAGUCAAUGGUAGUAAAGAUUUUGCAGAUGAAGAGCAAUCAUAGCAGUGCUGAUGAUUUCUUUGACGAGAUUUGCAAGUUUAGAUACAUGAACCGCAAGAUUGUUCGAAUAGAAUAAAGCUUACAGGGGCAAUUCCUCUCAUUUUCCCAUUUAGUUUGAACGCUUUCAAUUGAUUCUCUGAUUACAGCUUGACUUGUGAUCUGAUUUUAACUUUACUCGUUCUUUAACGAAUGGGGUUCAUAAUAUGCAUUGUUUUAUUAACUUCCAGCUUUUGAGUUAUGAUUUUGCUGUCUUUCAUCUUCUGAAUUUGAAAAGCGGACUUUUCUGAGUGGUAAAGUUUAUAAGUGUCCUAUAGGAAAUUAAAUUAACAACUAACCAGGCCCCUAAACUAAAAGUUUUUGUCCUUCUAGCUUCUAAGCAUGUGCCUGAACCGAUGGUCUGUUUGCAUUGACAAGUAAACCAAUUAAUCUAUUUAGAUGAUGUUGUUGCAGAAGCUACAGACUUGAGGUACUAGUUCUAUUUAGAGAUAU